This is a messenger RNA of Amaranthus tricolor (Joseph's coat), 711 nucleotides long. RefSeq names its product DNA damage-inducible protein 1-like. The transcript is spliced from 2 exons. Lineage: Eukaryota; Viridiplantae; Streptophyta; Magnoliopsida; Caryophyllales; Amaranthaceae. Bases 1 to 711 code for a protein of 236 amino acids. Gene Ontology annotation, molecular function: aspartic-type endopeptidase activity. Gene Ontology annotation, biological process: proteolysis. The record is from RefSeq and is a predicted model, not a curated record.
AUGGUUGUUGUUGAGAAUGAAGAAGAAGAGGUGGUAAUAGAGGAAGAAGCACCUGAUGAAAGGGAAAAGGAGGAACUACCAGCACCUGCCCCAGAGAAGAGAAAGGAGCCCACCACUGAUGUAUAUGUACCUCCUGUUCCUUUCCCACAAAGAUUAGCGCAUGCUAUCAAGGAGAUGCCUUCUUAUGCAAAGUUUCUGAAGAAGGUAUUAUCUAACAAAAGGCAGCUGCUGGAAAUAGGCGUAGAAACACUGAGAGGAGAAUGCAACGCUAUCUUAGAAUGCAAGGUGCCGAAAAAAGAAGCUGACCCCGGAUGUUUCACCAUUCCAGUCAAAUUUGGUGAAGUCUUGGUUAAUAAAGCACUUGCUGAUUUGGGGGCUAGUGUGAGUAUCAUGCCGCUGUCUUUAUGCAAGAGGAUCAAUGCAAAGAUCAAGCCAACAAGGAUGUCUUUGCAGCUAGCCGAUAGAUUAGUAAGGUUUCCAAUUGGAGUUGUUGAAGAUUUGCCAGUUCAAAUAGGGAUGUUCUAUGUCCCUUGUGAUUUUGUGAUUAUGGAUAUUGUUGAAGAUCAUGUCAUACCUAUCAUUCUUGGGAGAGAUUUUUUGAAGACCGCACGGGCUGUUUUUGAUGUAUUCAAUGGCAAGGUUACAUUGAACAUCUUGGGGGAGGACGUUGAGUUUCCUCUUCCAUCAAUAAUGAAAGGACCCGUUGAUUAA